Hydractinia symbiolongicarpus is the source of this 1464-nucleotide messenger RNA. RefSeq lists its product as uncharacterized. The transcript has 3 exons. Lineage: Eukaryota; Metazoa; Cnidaria; Hydrozoa; Anthoathecata; Hydractiniidae. The record is from RefSeq and is a predicted model, not a curated record. Bases 468 to 1274 code for a protein of 268 amino acids.
UUGGAAAUGGCUGGAAAUAACUGACGUCAUCUUCCGCAUGGAAAAAACGAAGUAUACAGUCUAACCUGCUAAAACGACCACCUGUGUAAUACGGCCACCUGUCUUACAUGACCACAUCUGGGCAUCUUAAUGUGUUUUAUGGUCAGUUGUUAUUCUAUAAGACGACCGCCUGCCUAACGCGAGCAACGACCGCUAUUUUUCACCCCCAAGACGAGAUAAUACCUGUGUAAGACGUGUCAAACUUUUCUAACGCAAAACGAAUGCGUAGUAAAGCAUAUACAUUCACAUUACAUUGUGCCAAAUUGAAGAUCACAGCGCUUGCAUAAUUUCAAAUAGUCUCUUGCAUUUCACAAGUUGUGGCAAAGACUAAAAGGAAAACAUUCAUCUGAGAUGUCGACGUCAGAGGCAGGCACUCUUACAGAAGUGUUUUAAAAGACGACCAGUUUGAAGUAUAUCUUGUAAAAAGGAUGUCGUGGCUUCGUUCUCGCAGAAGGACACUCGACAUUGUCAGUGAGAUCGAAGAAAAUAGUGGCUCCAAGACGCUGUCUGACAUGAGCCUAGGUACCUAUAACUCAACAAAUGUAAAUGGUAAUUUGGACAUGGAUGUAACAAAUAACAAUAUUAGUAUUCGUCCAAAUAAUGCCAGGGUUAGUACCGAUAAUGCUCUAAACAGUCCUAUCAGUGUUGACACUACAGGAAGAAAUACACAAACACAUACUUUCAUGAAUGGUCUUAUUGAAACUACACAAAAUGAAGUGACAGUGAUUAAUGUGGCGUCCUGUAAAGCCAGUUCCCUCGAUUCUAUUCAUUUGGAGGGAAUUGAUGAUGGUAUUGGUGAUAUUGUUAGAAUUGAAAUUGAAGAGCAAUGCAAAACAUUUGGCGGCAAGUUACCAAGACGGUGGACGUUUGAUAGCGAUUCCUCACAAGUGUCUGCGAAUAUUCUUGCUGUUCCUGAUAACUUUUUGGAGACAUUUAGUGACUCAGAACAGUGUAAAAAAGAUGCAGUUGAAGAAGAGGAGGAAAGAGAAAUAAAAAAUAACUUUAAGAGCUGUUUAGCUCACCCAAGACUAUCAUUAGAUUCUAAGAUUGGCAUGAUAACAACAUCGGAAAUUGAUAUUUUAAAUGUUUUACCUAAGUUAAGAGAACAGUGUAAAACGCCAGAAACUAAGCAAAGAAAAAGCAUUUCUUGGGCUGAAGAUCUAGAAACUGUGCACGAAAUUGAGAAAAUAAAAACGAGAAGAAUGUCGUUGUCAGCUUUAUUUAAGAAGUUAUAACAUGACGAACUUCAGAGCAUAGUACUUGUUAAGACAAGUCAAAUUAUUAAUUUUGUGGCACUGCUAAGUAGCGUGGGAAUCUCUCUUCCGACGAAAUAAUAUGUGUGACUGCAGAAGUGACAUAAAUAAUUUACAUUAUCUAUAAAAAUAUACAAAAAUAAUAAUACACAACAACACAGUUUAUUUUCAA